UAAACCCCGCGAAAGUAUUUUAUUACAGUGUUGUAGGAGACGCUGUAUCAUGACUGGAGUAACCACUUCAACUGCAUUUCUCAAAGAUGUUGUGGCGUAUGUAGAUGUGUGGUCUGCAAGUAGGAGGGAAGAUUACUCUGAUCCAUUCAUUGAGCAGCUUCAGGACAUGGGUGCACAGGUAUCUAAGACGCUUAACAAACAAGUGACCCAUGUGAUCUUUAAACAUGGACGCCCAUCCACAUGGAAGAAGGCCCAGAAGAUUGGUGUGAAGGUCGUUUCUGUCCACUGGGUAGCAAGAUGCAAAGAGACUAAUCAGCAUGUAAAUGAAGACCUCUUUCCUGCACAGAAUGAAGAAUCAAAACAACAUCUAAACAAAAGAACACACUGUUGCAUGCAACCAAGGGAUAUCCCUAUAAAGACUCCUGAGAAUGACAGACGGCUGAAAAGAAAAAUUGACAAGAUGAUGGAAAGCCUGGUGCCCUCAUCCCCUGUCGUUUCGGACACCUCACCAUUUAUCAUUGAUGAGGAACGUGGAAUAGUGUACAGCCCCUCUUUAAAACGCUCGGACAGCAUGGCUCAACGAUUGAAAGAAAUGAAAGCUGGACGCGAACAUCUCUCACCCACUGCCUCACAGAAGCAGGACAUUGGCUCAGAGCAUGAUCCAUCUCCUCCAGCAUCGACGGCUCUGUCUUUCUUGCAGCAGCUAGAGGAAGAACCAUUGGAUCCUUUUUCUGUCUCUCACUGUCAUGCCUUGAAGAAAAGAGGUGAGCGACAGAAGCUGAAAUGCAUUAAAAAGUCCAUUGUAAAAAUAUCAAGAAAGCAAGUAAACCACAAGCCUCCUGAAUCAGACGCGUGUAAUCGUGUCAGUGUUGAGAAGAACAUUGAAAAUCCACUAUCUUCAAAAUCAGAGCUGGGUUUAUUGAGCAAAACCAGAGGAUCUAAGCAGACCACUCUCAAGAACUUCAGUCAUGAAGCGUGUUCUGAGAGGGAAGAAAGCUCGAAUCUCAAACCUGAAACUAAAAACACUGGAAUAUCCACAGAGUUAUACGCCAGCUCCGAAAAACCUAAAAGUUUCCCGCCCAAAAGCUUUACAAAAACAAUUCGCAGAAAAAGUGUACAUAACUGCAAAGAACUGCUGACCAACUCCAAAUGUUUGUAUUCCAGCAAGUCGUCUUCAGAAAAUGAGCAUAUCAUUCAAAAUGAUGAAUCUAUGAUUGAUAAGCCUAUGCAGAAACGUCAACGUCGAACAUCUGCUGGACUGCAUUCAGCCUCGGUUUGUGCUCUUCCUACUAGAGAGAUUGCGGAUGGUGAGUUGUUUGAAGACUUCUUCUCGCCAGCAAACAAUGCCUCUAAAAGGAGGGUGGUUUUAUUUGAUUUGACUUCAGACGCAAUGCCCACUUUUGACCUAGAGGACUCAAACAAGAAGGGCAGGAGAAAGUCUCAUAAAAAGCAAAAACUUAAUAUCGAGGACUUACCGGUUGCCUCAUCGGACUCUGUGAAUACAAUGGAGGAAUCAGUUCUUGAUACGCGUGAAUCAACAUCUGAGUGUGUGGCUGUAGUUGUAGGGAAAGAAAAUAAAAGCACGACAGAUGGGAUUGAGAGAAGUUCUGAAAUGUGUAGCAAAGUGGAGAAUAUGAAAAAGGACAAAUGCUUGAAGAAAAGCAGAACCUUGGUAAUGACAAGCAUGCCUACUGAAAAACAGGAGGUAGUCUUCAAGGUGAUCAGAAAUCUGGGUGGUUUUACAGUGGUGGAUGAUGUGUGUGAGAGCACCUCUCAUGUGGUGUCCGGCAGCCCACGGCGGACUGUUAAUAUCUUGUUGGGCAUCGCACGUGGUUGCUGGAUCCUCUCCUUUGAAUGGAUCUUGUGGUGUUUAGAGCACCAGCAAUGGGUUUCUGAAGAGCCUUUUGAGCUGUCUGAACAUUUUCCAGCUGCACCUAUAUGCCGUCUGCAGCAACAUCUUUCUGCUGGGGAAUAUCAGCAGGACCUGUUCCAUAAUCAGCUGCCCAUGUUUGUAUCCCCAUACUCCCAGCCCCCCUGUGGCAGACUAAAAGAACUCAUUAAGCUGUGUGGAGGAACUGUGUGCCGAAGUGUACGGCAGGCUGGAAUUUGUAUUGGAGGGUAUAAUGGCAAGAAACCAGAGGGGAGCUGCAGUCUUUCAGAACAGUGGAUUUUAGAUUGUGUCACACAUCUCAUACUGCUCCCAUACAAAAAUUAUGUCUUGGAAUGAAGAUCCAGGAACAUGGAGAAUGUGGAGAAUCUUUGGAAUUCGUCUAUUGAAGUUGUUGAUUUUGUAGAUGAGAUGUAACUUUCUUUUUUCCUUUGUAGCUAAUUGUUAUUAAAUAUUCUUAUUAUAUGUGUCUUGAAAGUGAAGUGUUUUGUCCAACAUAGGCUCAUUGUGAAAGCG
Messenger RNA from Danio aesculapii, 2404 nucleotides. It is a transcript of the gene mcph1, whose product is annotated as microcephalin 1. Bases 50 to 2227 code for a protein of 725 amino acids. The transcript has 15 exons. Gene Ontology annotation, biological process: mitotic cell cycle. Lineage: Eukaryota; Metazoa; Chordata; Actinopteri; Cypriniformes; Danionidae. The record is from RefSeq and is a predicted model, not a curated record.